This is a messenger RNA of Anguilla anguilla (European eel), 5165 nucleotides long. RefSeq names its product disintegrin and metalloproteinase domain-containing protein 23-like. The coding region runs from base 240 to 2555 and encodes 771 amino acids. Gene Ontology annotation, molecular function: metalloendopeptidase activity. NCBI's taxonomy places the organism in Eukaryota, Metazoa, Chordata, Actinopteri, Anguilliformes, Anguillidae. Gene Ontology annotation, cellular component: presynaptic membrane. Gene Ontology annotation, biological process: proteolysis. The record is from RefSeq and is a predicted model, not a curated record. The transcript has 26 exons.
AUAUGGCAAAGCAAGGACGGCACAUAGCACAUGCGGAGCUGUAGCAUCAGACAUUUGCAGCUGACUCGUUCAUCUCAUAUGGCGGGGCUCCGCCUUCAAUCCGUCCCCCGCCCGCUACUGCUGGAGUCCGCUCUAUUCAUGAAGAAUUUCAUAUCAACAGCACCUCUCCCACAACAAUGGGCCUCCACACUGCGCUAACGUGCUAAUAUCAAGCUUUUUACAACCUUCAAAUAUGAAUCAUGCAUCUGAUAUUUCUUCCAAAUCUGCUUGCGAGCAUCCUUCUGGCCUGGCUCAAUCCAUUCGGUUUAGCGUCAAAUGUGUACACGGAAAUAGAGAAUGAGGCUGUUAGAGACGCAGUGUCGGCGGAUCUUGAGGUGGAUACAGCUUCAGCACCGGACAGCGACAAUGUAACGCGCCGAACGGCCGAGCAUGAGAUUACAUACCCCUCUAGGCUUAUCUACUAUCUUAAUGAGGAUUCUGAGAGCACCUACCAUGACCUGGACACUCGGACACGGAACCAGGUCACUGGAAACCAGGCGGUGCAUCUUGCACAAACCAGUUUUCAGCUUGAAGGUUUUGGUUCCAGAUUCAUUCUGGAUUUGACGUUAAACAAUGACUUAUUGUCUUCUGACUAUGUGGAAAUCCACUAUGAAGAGGGCAAACCAGUUCUUUCAAAGGGUGGGGAACAUUGUUACUACCAUGGACAGGUGAGAGGGACGGAGAACUCACGGGUGGCCCUGUCUACAUGCAAUGGGCUCCAUGGAAUGAUGGACGAUGGACACUAUGUGUACCUUAUCGAGCCUCUGCAACAGACUCAUUCUGCAGACACAGGAGCAAGGCCUCACAUAAUGCGCAGGACUCCCUCUCAGCAGUGGACAGAGGAUCAGGACGAGGACCUGGCUGACGAAGAGCAGAUACUCUCCGAUCUGGGAGACAUGUCAUGGCUGAGGCGCAGAAAAAAGCGAGCGAUGCCACGCAGUGUGUUUGAGGAGAUGAAAUAUUUGGAGAUCAUGAUUGUCAGCGAUCAUAGCAUGUUUAAAAGACACAAGACCAAGAGGCACACCAAGAACUUUGCCAAAUCAGUUGUCAACCUGGUGGAUGCUGUCUUUAAGGACCAGCUGUUCACGCGAGUGGUCCUGGUCGCCGUGGAGAUCUGGACGGACAAAAACCGCAUCCCCGCCAGCGUGCAGCCCCUGGACAUGCUGCGCGACUUCUCCAAGUACCGCCAACACAGCAUCAAGCAGCGCGCUGACGCUGUGCACCUCUUCUCGAAUGUGGCGUUUCGGUACCACAGGAGCAGCGUGGCUUAUUUUGGGGGCGUUUGCUCAGUGAAUCGAGGAGUCGGGGUCAAUGAGUAUGGCACUACGUGGUCGAUGGCAUCCUUUCUGUCUCAGAGUCUGGCACAGAACCUAGGCAUCCAGUGGGACCCUUCACCCAGGAGAAAAGAGUGCAGCUGUUUGGAUUCAUUUGACGGCUGCAUAAUGGAGGACAAUGGAGUGCUGCACCCACGCAAGUUCUCCCGCUGCAGCAUCUCUGACUAUAAGGAGUUCCUGUUAAAGGGUGGAGGAUCGUGCCUGUUCAACAAGCCAUCGAAGCUGUUCGAGACCACAGAGUGUGGUAACGGUUACGUGGAGGUGGGGGAAGAGUGUGACUGUGGUGGCAAAGCGGAGUGCUACAAGGAGUGCUGUAAAAAAUGCUCUCUGUCAAAUGGUGCUCACUGCAGCGAUGGGCCUUGUUGCAACAACACCUGCCUGUUCUACCCACGAGGGUACAGUUGUCGCUACUCAGUGAAUGACUGUGACAUUUCAGAGACUUGCUCAGGCGACUCAGGGCAGUGUCCUCCCAAUCUGCAUAAGCAAGAUGGCUACUCCUGUCAGCUCAAUCAGGGACGCUGCUACAGUGGAGAAUGCAAGACCAGAGAGAACCAGUGCAAAUACAUCUGGGGCUCAAAAGCUGCAGGCUCCGAGAAGUUCUGCUAUGAGAAACUGAACACAGAGGGGACAGAGAAGGGUAACUGCGGGAGGGACGGAGAGAAGUGGAUCCAGUGCAGCAAGCACGAUGUGUUCUGUGGGUACCUGCUCUGUGCCAACAUUGGGAGGGCCCCCCGCAUUGGUGUAAUGAAAGGAGACAUCACACCCACCUCCUUCAACCACCAGGGCAAGCUGGUGGACUGCAGCGGGGGGCACGUGCUCCUGGACGAUGAAACGGACCUGGGCUACGUAGAGGACGGGACGCCGUGUGGGCCGUCUAUGAUGUGCCUUGACCACAAGUGUCUGCCCAUCCAGUCCCUCAACAUAAGCGCCUGCCCCAGCGGCACCAACGGCCAGGUGUGCUCCGCCCACGGGGUGUGCAAUAAUGAGGCCACGUGCACCUGCGACGCCACCUGGGCGGGGACGGACUGCAGCAUGCCCGACCCUCCCAAGGAGCCUGCCCUCACUGUGGACGAGGGACCCAAGGUGAGCAUGGCCACUAACAGGCUGAUAGGGGCAGUAGCAGGGACCAUUCUGGCCCUAGGGGUGAUUUUUGGAGGCACAGGGUGGGGAAUAGAGUCCUAGUGCCACCAAUCUUAUAAUAGGCUCCAUCGCGGGGGCCAUCCUGGUGGCUGCCAUUGUGCUGGGGGGGACAGGAUGGGGCUUUAAGUAAGCAACACGCUGCAUGUUUUUGCUUCCAUGACACUGGCAUCUCUGCUGCUUUUAGGAACCAGGGAUUGAGCUUCUGCUACAGAGAACAGCCAUUUGAGUUAGACUGACUAAAGAGAGAGAGAGGGCAAAUUUUACAGUCUCCACAUACAGGGAGCACAAGCUCUUCAUAAGCGCUGUCCUUAUAAAGAGAGUCUACACAUACACAGAUAGGGUGUAUGUGUAGACUCCCACCUCAUCUCAAAAGCAAUGCCUAUACCAACAGUAUGCCUACCGCCUGUGCAGAGUGCACAGGCACACACAUACACACACCACACAUGCGCAUAUGCACACACACACACACACAUACACACACCACACAUGCGCAUAUGCACACACACACACACACAUGCACACACACAGUCCACAGGUUAAGCCACACACCUGAGAAGUAUGGACUCUGGUGACCCUGCUAGUGGAAUGUUCCAUAAUGAACUCGGGGGAAGUGAGAAGAGGAGGAACACUCUGCUUCAUGAAGGAGAGAAGCUGUGAACCUUUAGCAGAACCUCAACUACCUGGGCUGGCCCUGCUCAAAGCCUGACAUGCAUGUGUGUUAAAAGAUUUUCUUCACCAAAUCAGGGAAUAUCAUCUCUGAGCAGAAGCCAGAGUGAGAGCAGGUUAUUUUAAGGCGUCAAUAUGGACAAAAUAUUGAUUGAAUAUUAAUGUGUGAUAUAAUUUUGGUCUGGUCAAGUUGAGUGUUGAGCAAGAAUGGGGCCCACUAAUACCUUGUCUAAAUGCAGCACAUUCCUUGCAAUGAUUAAUCAGUGGAUUAUAAAACCUUGAAAAUCCUAGUGGAAAUUUUAAUAAUUCUGGUCGACAUGUUGCAGGUGUAGGACAGGUAGAGACAGAAGGGAAUGUUAGAUAGGAAAAGAUUUUAAAGUAUUUUAGAGCUAGAGAGAAGGAUGGCAACUCAGCAUGACCAAGACGAGGCUGAAAGAGGGGUGGUGUUGGCCUACAUGAGAUGACCUAUUGUGCAGUAUGACUAUGAAGCUAUAUACAUGUGAAUGUAUACAUAAUGUGGCUGCAUUACCUCUCACCUUCUACUCACUCACAUCAGUUCACUGGCGAGUUUAUGCUCUGGUGCAGGAAGAUCCCAGCUUAACCGUCUCACUGAGCAUGUACACUGUGGUUACAACGCUGCCCCCAGUGGCCAGCCUGACAUACUGCGCCUCCAUCAGCGUCCGGUGUGGCAUUAUGCAGCCGACCAAAACAAAGAGGGGGAAUCUAAAAACAGCUUCGGACGUUUCCUUAAAAGCAAACUGCCGCAUGGAUCGCAAACUCGAGGUCUCGUCUCGCCAGAUAACGCUUGCAAUUUUGCGUGGCUUUUCUACUGAAUGGGGGGAAAAGGUUACAAAAUUGACUUGGAGCUUAAAAAUCCUGCUGUCUCUAAAGCAUGUGGGUCGGCACAGCAUUGCGACUUACGGCAGCGGUAAGUUCCGUAUGCUGACUGGACCAAAGCUGGAGCUAAGAGGCGCCGGGGCAUCGCACAAAGGCUGUUCCCGACCGCGGAGCAGCACGCUGGGCCGGCUUUACUCGCCUACUGCAGCCAUUACCACCAUCUUUCUCUUGGUCCGAUUAUCGCUAGAGGGUGAGAGUUUUAUGCGGAGCGGUGGUGAGGGAAGCCACGCCCAGUUUGUUGGCUGCAGCCUUUGUGCCAUGGCUGGCCAAACCACGCCCGCCUGGACGGCCGAGCUCCGCCCCUUAGCGCAGAGCGGGAACUCCCGGAGCCGCCUGCCAGCUGCCAUUGGCUGCCUGCUUCACAGACCUGGUACUGACACGGUGCUCUGCACUGCAUGCUCACACACAGCCCAAGCGAUAGUGGUCUAUCACGCCCGCCCACUAUUGGAACCGAUGCAUGGAUAGUCUGCUGGAUGCCCCACAUCAGGCCACAUUACGGGGAGGUUGUGCCAAACCCCUGUUGUUGUCGGUGGUGGUGUUGUUGUUGUUGUUGUUGUUUUUCUGUCAUUAAUGUUGAUGUGCAAUGUCCCCCUUGCCCUGCCCUUUUUCUAUGGGUUACAUGUUCUGUUGUUCUGUUGUCAUUUCUUCUCUCUCAGGGAGUACUGUUUUCGUCGUGCCAUGUCUUUUUCUUUGUAACGAGAUACUGAAACGUAACUAAUGAAAGAGAUUUACCCCUUCCUUCACCUUUAUGUUGGACAAGCACACUAACAUGUGGGUUUAUGCUACUCCUACUCACGCCAACCCAGCUCCAGUAAGGAUGUAGCACCCGUCCUGCAGUAGGGUGACGUAGCCAUCACAUAAAAAUACAUAUUUUAUGUAUAUGGGAAUCAAAUGUAUUGGCAUCCUUGAUUUGUUAUUUUUUGUGACAGUAGAAGCCUCUUCUGAUAACAUUCUCAGCGUUUAGCUACACAUGCAGGUGAUAUAAAUACAUUACACUGACUUAUUUCUGGAAUAAGAAACUAUUAUUUUAGAUGUGCAAAUGUACUGUAAUUUAUAUUGAGAAAUCUAUUCAAUAAUUUAUAGAAUGUG